UCUAUCCUGCUUUACCCUUGGAGACGUUAAUUUGGCCUGUGGCGUUGUUACCGAAUACAUAUACCCAGGAGUAUGCGAGCACAGGGGGCGAUAGCCUGCGAGGAUACGACGAGCUAAGACGAUCGAAUCGAAAGUCCCGGACGAAGCAGACUUGCUGAAAAUCCUGGCUACAACUACAGCUACAGCGGUAGCAGCAACGACAGCGACGGUGGCGGCAAUAGCAACGACAACGGCGAUUCCAGCAAUAGCAGCAGUAGCGACAGUAACAGCGAUUGGCAACGACAUCAACAAUUCCAGCACUAGCAGCACUAGGAGCCAAACUAAGAAGAAAAAGAAGAGGAAAAGGGGAACGAGCAGAAUAUGCGGUCGCGGGGCGGCUAUCUUAUGCUACGAAGACUCGGGAUCGGGCGAUGGAUGUCGUUUAUGUACGAUGGCAUGCAGGGGAGCCCCAAGAGGUAGCAGAGGCGGUGGCAAUGAGUGCAACUAUACCGGAGGUCGCAGCGGCAUCAGGGAUCGAAGCUAUAUCCGAUAUUGCAGCUGCAUCAGGCAUUGCAGCUACCAAGCGAACGUGGAAGGUUACGGUACAGGCAAACGACCGCCCCUCGUUUGUUGCCACCAUCACAGACCCGUUCCUUGAAGCAGAGUAUAAAGAUGUGUUUGAAGACUAUCUUCGGAAUUCGGACCGGCAGCAUUGGAGUUUGCAGAGCUUAGAGCUUGAAGAUGGCACAGACGACAUAUCACGCGCGGAAGAUAGAAUACAGGCGUACGGGGAGAUGCUGCUUGGUGAAAUAGGCCUGUUUAGACCCGGGCUGCUUCGUGCGGAAAUCAAAGAGGUCCAGCUUGUCAUUGCUGAACAUCAUGAUCACGCUUCAUCCGAAGAGGGGGUGCGUGGAGGCAUCCACUGCCUCGCAUGGGAACUUCUCGAGUCUGUCAAUCAUCCGCUGCGGCCGGACUUGCAUCUGAAGGUGACCAGAGUGAGCGACUUUGACUUUGCUGGUCAACCACAUCGGCCUCUGGGGCCGCCGCGAUCGCUAUCGAGCGUACAAGGCAGUGUGAACGGGGUCUUUCACGUGCUUCUGGUGAUUGCUCGAGACUUUAGUCGCAGGGGUGCAGCUCGUGACCCAGAGCCUGAUCUUGCGCAGUGGCCGCUGAUGAGCGUGCAGAAAAAGUUAAAGAGCCGGAUGCUGCUGGAAGUGGUGCGGCCGGGCAGCAUUGAAGAACUGGAUGAGCAUCUGAAGGUGAGGGCAGGGCACGGGAUGGUGUUUAAUUUAGUGCACUUUGACCUUCACGGAAGGAUCAUGCGUGAUGAGUAUGGCAAUCAAGUGCCCGGGCUUCUCUUUGCCAAAGGCUAUCAGGCAUCCAGCCCUCACAGGCAUGCAGUGCCGCCAACGCAUCUCGCUAGGGCAACAGAUGUUGCCAAAGUGCUGGCGGAAUGUCGUGUCGAGAACGUGGUCCUCAACGCGUGCCUCUCGGCCUACAACCGAACGGGGCCGACAACGAAUCUGGCACACAUCUUCCUCGAACAUGGCAUUCUCAACGUGUCAGCCAUGUGGUUCUAUGUGCACUGGAAAACGGUGACGACCUAUCUCGGGGCGUUCUAUAACGAGCUUCUCAUCAAGGGCACUGACUUCCACCUGGCCGCGCAGCGAGGCCGAGACGCCAUCCGGAAGAACCCCACAUGCAGGACGGGAAAAGCGUAUGAGGAUUCCUUCCUGUGUGUCAAUUACACCAGAAAGUUUAGCAGGCUUGGUGCAGUUCAACGAGAGUCAAGCCCGACGCCGUCCACGCACUCUGCAGAUUCGUCGACGUCCACUACAUCGAUGAAGAGCUUCAUGAGCGGAAAGUGGCGAGGCUCGCCCCGACUCAGCGACAGUUUUCUCGUUGCAGAUGAGCCCAUCAUGCGAUUGGAGCUCCAUUUACUGGAGCUGGAGUACAAGCUCAUGACGUCUCGGGUUGUGUACGCGAGCGACUUGCGCAAGGCCUCAGACUCGGACCUAAAUGUGACCAUUGAGAGGAUGGUGAGCAUGUGGCUGAACACAAACCUGAUUGACGAAGUCUUCUAUUACAAGGCCAAAGACUUUGCCAAGCCCAGGUUUCUCGCGGGCACGGUUUCGCACCGAGAGAAGCGCACACGGGCAUUUAAUGGAGGUUACUUGCAGCUGCUCUUCCCGCGGCCGGUACGGGCUCUCCGGCAGACGCUGCACAUCAUCCGGGAUGUGGACCCGGUGGUGGAUCCCGGCACGCAGGCCGAUCCGCUGGAGAACCAGCGGAACGAAGACCGGCGCGUCCUGGUGGAAAGGGGGUUGCAGAGGUUCGCGGAGCGGCUGCAUGAAGAGGGACACAGCUAUAUGCUGUUCAUUGGCAGUCGGGAUGCGCAGUGGUGGCGCGAGCACUUACAGCACCUGAGCGGCGAGUGGUGGUUGAACAUGGCAUGGAAAUAUACGGUGCAUAGCCGAUAUGUGAGGGAUGUGACACUGCUGGCGGGAAAUCGAAGGGAGGUCCCGCGGACUCUGCAGUGAUAUUUCUGACUCAGCGGAAAAGGCGAGCUAUCGGUCAGCCGAGGUAGGCUUUUGAUCGAGGUUGUGUGGUUGAUUCGGGAGGCCCGGCGAGAGCGGGCUUGGCUGACCACCAUCCAACUAGGAGAGGCACCAAACCGAAUAGUCCGGGAAGGUAAGGUGGCAUGAUUGUUGUUUUCUUCCAGAGAUGAUUUGUUGGGAGUGUGUAAUUAUUUCUUCAUAUCUUGUACAUGGAGCGUUGCAUAGGGCAUGGACAAAGGAGUCAAAAUCUCAAGGGUUCAUAAUUAGAGCAUGGCAUGGAGUAUAAAGUCAGGUGUUAUUUAGUUUUACAUGGACUUGAAUAUAAUGUUUAGCAUUGUAAA
Trichoderma asperellum CBS 433.97 is the source of this 2878-nucleotide messenger RNA. The record is from RefSeq and is a predicted model, not a curated record. NCBI's taxonomy places the organism in Eukaryota, Fungi, Ascomycota, Sordariomycetes, Hypocreales, Hypocreaceae.